Messenger RNA from Eruca vesicaria subsp. sativa (arugula), 183 nucleotides. The record is from the annotation of a GenBank genome assembly. NCBI's taxonomy places the organism in Eukaryota, Viridiplantae, Streptophyta, Magnoliopsida, Brassicales, Brassicaceae.
AUGGUUCUAACCGAUGAACAUGGUGAUAAGAUUCAUGCUAUGUGCAAAAAGAAUGAGAUUUUAAAUGUUAAGAGAAAACUACCCUUGGAAAAUGGUGUAUUCUCACAACGUUCACCAUUUCACAAGGCCAAUAUCGGCCAACAACCCAUCCAUACAAGAUGUUCAUCACUGAGAAAACUUUGA